AUGGCCGAACCAACCGAAAGGGUUAACACCGAGCGUGCCGCUACUCGACGCCGGAGCUCGCGAAUCUCCCGAGCCUCGUUGAGUGGUGACUGGUCUAACCUCGACGAAUACGGCAAGCUUGUCAAGUACGUGUCCACUUUCAAGGAUGCCAACGCCGGCGAUGAAGAGCCGGGAGAGAUCGUAGAGAAGCGAAUGUGGUAUGCCCCGUGGAAGAAACGCAAGGUGCGGAUGAAGAAGCUUGAAGGCCAAACUGGCAAGUAUCCAGAUGAAUGGAAGAUCACCGAUAUCCGGGAAGGUCUUUCGAGCGAAGAAAUUCCUUUGCGUCGUCGUCGAGCUGGGUGGAAUGAGUUGACGUCCGAGAAGGAGAAUCCGAUUGCAAAGAUUCUAUCAUACUUCCAAGGUCCAAUUCUUUAUGUGAUGGAGCUGGCUGUUUUGCUUGCCGGUGGUCUUGAAGACUGGGUCGACUUUGGUGUGAUUAUCGGAAUUCUUUGUUUGAAUGCAGCAGUUGGUUGGUAUCAAGAGAAGCAGGCUGCAGAUGUGGUUGCGAGUCUCAAGGGAGAUAUUGCUCUGCGAGCUCAGGUUAUACGGGACAGUGCUCAACAAGAGUGCCUUGCACGAGAGUUGGUUCCUGGCGAUGUGGUCAUCAUCGGCGAGGGCCAGGUAGUGCCCGCUGAUUGCAGAGUCAUCUGUGAUUUCAAGGAUUCCCACGGCUGGGAAGAGUUCAAUCAGCUUGAGGAGCAAGGCAUGCUUGGCGGUGGCUCGGAUUCCGACGAUGAUGACCCCACCAAAGGUGAAAAAGAGGAUCAUGGUGAUGGAAAAGCAGCGGAAGCAGACGGCCAUGACGAGGAUGGCGAAGAAAAGCCGGCAGUCCAGCCUCGCAGGCGCGGCUACCCUAUCCUGGCGUGUGAUCAUUCCGCCAUAACGGGAGAGUCUCUCGCUGUGGAUCGAUACAUGGGAGAUAUGAUCUUCUAUACAACUGGUUGCAAGCGCGGCAAAGCUUUUGCAGUUGUCCAAACUGGCGCAAAAACCUCGUUCGUUGGCCGCACUGCGACUAUGGUGCAAUCGGCCAAGGGCGCGGGCCAUUUCGAGCUCGUUAUGGACAACAUUGGCACAAGCCUGUUGGUACUGGUGAUGGCUUGGAUUCUUGUGGCAUGGAUUGGGGGAUUCUUCCGACAUAUCCCAAUUGCGUCGCCUCGCCAGCAAACACUGCUUCAUUAUACCCUCUCACUGUUGAUUGUUGGUGUUCCAGUCGGUCUGCCGGUUGUGACGACCACCACUAUGGCUGUGGGUGCUGCGUAUCUGGCCAAAAAGAAAGCCAUCGUCCAGAAGUUGACAGCGAUUGAAUCGCUAGCUGGCGUCGAUAUACUUUGUUCAGAUAAAACGGGCACGCUGACAGCCAACAAACUGAGCAUUCGUGAUCCCUACGUUGCGGAAGGCGUCGACGUCGACUGGAUGUUUGCAGUUGCUGCACUUGCUUCCUCACACAAUAUCGAGUCAUUGGAUCCAAUCGACAAAGUCACUGUUUUGACACUACGCCAAUAUCCAAGAGCUCGGGAGAUCAUGCGUCGUGGCUGGAAAACAGAGAAGUUUACACCUUUUGACCCUGUUUCCAAACGAAUUGUGACAGUAGCAACCUGUGAUGGGAUUCGGUAUACUUGCACAAAAGGUGCACCUAAAGCGGUGCUACAAUUGACCAGCUGUUCGCAAGAGACUGCUGAUUUAUACAAAGCAAAAGCGCAAGAGUUUGCGCACCGAGGCUUCCGCUCCCUGGGUGUGGCUGUCCAAAAGGAAGGCGAAGAUUGGGCUUUGCUUGGGAUGCUGCCAAUGUUUGACCCACCUCGUGAGGACACUGCUCAAACGAUCAGCGAAGCGCAGAAUCUUGGUAUCAGCGUGAAGAUGUUGACGGGUGAUGCUAUUGCCAUUGCGAAAGAAACAUGCCAAAUGCUCGCCCUGGGCACCAAGGUCUACAACUCGGACAAAUUAAUACACGGUGGAUUGAGCGGAGCUAUGGCUAGUGACCUUGUCGAGAAGGCAGAUGGGUUUGCGGAAGUCUUCCCGGAGCAUAAAUACCAAGUUGUGCAAAUGCUUCAAGAACGAGGCCAUCUCACCGCGAUGACAGGCGAUGGUGUGAAUGAUGCACCCUCUCUCAAAAAGGCUGACUGCGGAAUUGCCGUCGAAGGCGCUUCCGAAGCUGCUCAAUCCGCAUCUGACAUUGUUUUUCUCGAGCCUGGACUGUCGACAAUCAUUGACUCGAUCAAGGUUGCACGGCAAAUCUUCCACCGCAUGAAGGCUUACAUCCAGUAUCGUAUUGCACUCUGUUUGCACCUGGAAAUAUACCUCGUGACCUCAAUGCUUAUUCUCAACGAGAGCAUUCGAGUCGAGCUGAUCGUCUUCCUGGCAUUGUUUGCAGAUCUUGCAACGGUUGCUGUUGCUUAUGACAAUGCCUCGUUUGAGCUUCGCCCAGUGGAAUGGCAACUCCCGAAAAUCUGGUUCAUUUCCAGUCUGUUAGGUGUUCUACUCGCAUUGGGCACCUGGGUGGUGCGAGGCACGAUGUUCCUGAGAUCCGGAGGUAUCAUUCAAAACUGGGGUGCCAUCCAAGAAGUUCUGUUUUUGGAAGUGGCACUGACAGAGAAUUGGCUGAUAUUUGUCACUCGUGGUGCCGAUACCUGGCCUUCCAUUCACUUGGUCACUGCAAUUCUGGGUGUGGAUGUCCUGGCAACCAUCUUCUGCUUAUUCGGUUGGUUCUCUAACGAGAACAUGAAGACCAAGCCCGCCGAUAAGUUCGUUGAAACCACAAAUGGCUGGACAGACAUUGUGACUGUUGUACGCAUUUGGGGCUAUUCUCUCGGCGUGGAGAUUGUCAUCGCGUGUGUUUACUUCAUCUUGAACAAAAUAAAAUGGCUGGACAACCUGGGCCGAGUCCAGCGUGACAAGGGAGAGAUCAAGAUGGAGAAUUUCCUUGCCCAUUUGUCUCGCCUCACCAUUGAAUAUGAAGAACAUGGCGAGCAAAAGGGCCGGUUCUGCUUGGCUGCAAGCAAGGAGGAGGAGGAAGCUGAGUAG
Molecule: messenger RNA, 3060 nt
Organism: Penicillium olsonii
Lineage: Eukaryota; Fungi; Ascomycota; Eurotiomycetes; Eurotiales; Aspergillaceae
Source: the annotation of a GenBank genome assembly